Messenger RNA from Pyrus x bretschneideri (Chinese white pear), 1483 nucleotides. RefSeq names its product E3 ubiquitin-protein ligase ORTHRUS 1-like. The transcript has 6 exons. Gene Ontology annotation, cellular component: site of double-strand break; nucleus. The coding region runs from base 188 to 1360 and encodes 390 amino acids. Gene Ontology annotation, biological process: double-strand break repair. Gene Ontology annotation, molecular function: nucleosome binding; metal ion binding; ubiquitin-protein transferase activity. Lineage: Eukaryota; Viridiplantae; Streptophyta; Magnoliopsida; Rosales; Rosaceae. The record is from RefSeq and is a predicted model, not a curated record.
CGCAUCAAAAAUUCAUGCACAAUUUUCAAACCCGGAUCUGUAGCCGUUGGAAAUUCAAAACCAAACACCAGAUUCAAAACAUUUGACCGUUAGCAAAAGGACCAAAAUCCCUUACUCGUUAGCCUCUUUCUUUCCUGGAAUUCGAUUCUUCCCUUCCCCUUCGGUCCACCCAAAGGCACAACCAAAAAUGGCGAGGAAGGAAGAAGAGCCAAAACAGAGUCCAAUAAACCCGAAAAACCAGCAAAGAGAAUCAGACCUAGUUGAAGUCGAAAUCUGUGGCACCAGCGGCAAUGCGAUUGUAUUCAGCCCUAGAUUCAAAUCCGUCGCCGCCAUGGCCGGUUGGGACGAAGAGAGCCUUCUAGUCGCAAGCCUGGUGGUCGACGAUACGCCGGAGAGAGAUUUUAAACACAAGAAACACUCUGUCUUGGACUCCAAGACCCCACCCACCAAUUCAUCAAGAAGAAAGCGCAGAGCACCGAGAAGGAGCCCGAUCUCAAUCCCUGUAGCUGUCCUUGAUCUUGAUGAUGCCGAAGAAACUGCGAAAGACGAGAGUGGGAAAGAGAAGAAAGUGGAAUUGGAAGUUGUUGCGAAUAAAGAUAAGGAAACAAGAGAAGAUAAAAUGGCUGAGAGCUCGGGUGGUUCUUGCCCGCCAAGUACGAAUCUUCCUUGCUUGGAUAAGCUCAGGGAAGAACUUUCUUGCGCUAUCUGCUUGGAUAUUUGCUUUGAACCAAGUACUACUCCCUGUGGUCACAGUUUCUGUAAGAAGUGCUUGCGGUCUGCUGCUGAUAAAUGUGGGAAGAGGUGCCCCAAGUGCAGGCAGCUAAUCAGCAAUAGUAGAUCCUGCACCGUCAACACGGUUCUGUGGAACACAAUACAGCUUUUGUUUCCACAAGAAGUUGAAGCAAGGAAAGCUGUUGGAGCCUCAAAUGGCAGAGAAACUGAUCGUCAAAGCCCUGGAAAGGCGGUAUAUAACGCAAGGAAUGCUUUAAGUAGAAGGGCAUCGGGGGCAUCAAGCACAAGCAGCAGCGGAGAAAUGACCAUGAGGAGAAGACGGGUAAUACUAAGCCAAGAUGAAGAGGUUGAAGCUGAGCAUCGAAACCAAGAACAAACUGCUGAUAGAAGCAUUCGGUUUUUAAGGGCAUCAAGAAGAGAGAUGAAUGUGAGGAUGAGUAGUAGAAGGAUCCCAAGCCAGGAUGAGGAUGCUGCAUUAGCUCUAAGAUUGCAGAGGGAGGAGUUUAUUGAGGCUUUUAGGGGAAUCCCUGAUCAAUCCAGUAGUUCUUUGAUUUCUUCGGCAAGAGAAAACUUGAGAGCCAUGGCAUCUAGAGCUACUAACCAUCGUCUUACCCGACAUAUGUUGUAGUCUAGCUUCUCUUUCGGUUUCGAAAUUUCCAUUUCUGGUGACACUACUGACUGGUAGUCUAGCUUUUUUCUCCCUUAUUUGGUUGAACAAUGUUUUCAUAAAGUAACAUACAAGGUGCCUUUU